Messenger RNA from Rotaria socialis, 810 nucleotides. The record is from the annotation of a GenBank genome assembly. Lineage: Eukaryota; Metazoa; Rotifera; Eurotatoria; Philodinida; Philodinidae.
AUGACUAUGAUCAUUACUGCAUCCAUAGAUAAUGAGGAACACAUUCUAACGGUAAAUCCAGAUGAAGAUUUUGUGAAGAUUUUAGAAAAUACGCUGGGCACUAUUCAUGACUGUACUUUUUCUGUCAAUGGUGAAACCAUUGUAUCUGUCAAAGAUCUUCCAUACAAAAUCAGUCAUAAUACAAAAAUUGAGGUCAAGCGCUACCGAACACGCGGCACUUACACAUCCUUUGCUCCGACUGGUUCUUCCUUGAUAAUUAAAAGUCAAAAAAAUCCUACUCGACCAGUUAUUAAUAUUGAAACUGUGCAUAUCUCAUGUUCUUCGGAUUCGUAUAAUGAAAACGAAGAUAUGGCUGGUCUUAUUAUCUACUCUUUUGAUAAUAAACAGUUCUUCGAAUUGAAUGGGCGUCGAUGUCGUGCUGGAUAUAUUCUAAUUAAGGCGACGAAAAACAUUGAACAUGCAAAAAGUAACCAAGGAGCAGUACAUGGAAAUUUAUUUAAAUGGUUUUUUGGAAUUGAACCUGAUAAUCGAUUUGUGGGCGCAGGAUUUUCGCUACAAGACAAAAAAAUUAAGUUUAAUUCUGGAGUAUUCAAUUCGCGAAAUGACGACUAUCAUGACGAGGAACGAUCAAUGAGUAGAGACGAAAUUUCUUUGAUUAUGUAUGCAGUGGAGGAAUUAUUCAAGAAUGGUAAGUGGGAAACGAAUCCAACUUUAUCACUUUCAAAUAUGCAUACAAGCGGUUAUAAUGUUGGUGAUUUUUUACCGCUUCAAAAUCGUCCAAGGUCAACGAUUAACAAAGACACCAGUUAA